GGGCGAUGAACAUCUGGUUGUGAGUGAUGUGUGAGAGGAAAAACACUCUCCACAAGACGCCGUGAAGGUUCAGAGAUAAAGACACAUCUUGGUGGAGGAUCUUGCGGUUCCUGUGAGUUUUCUGCACCCUGGAGCUGAAGCAUGGACAGUGAAGUGGGAGCGAUGGACGGCAGUCUCGACAGUCCUCUGAGCCCAAGGCAGCUAACUGGACUGGGGAUGAGCUGUCUACUUUCCCCAAAGUACAAGCACUCGGGGCCGGGCCUCGCCAGUCCUCAGGAGUACAACCAGUGGCUGCCUUACCGCCAUGACGCAACCUUGCUUCCCAUGAAGGAAGAUCUGGCUUUUUGGCUAAACACCAUCAUAGGAGUGGAGCUCACAGCAGACAAUCUGAUGGAGAGGCUGGAUAAUGGCGUUCUCCUCUGUCGGCUGGCACAGCUGCUCCAGGAACAGAUGAUUCAAUCCAGCAAUGGAAAGCCCUUUGUGAGGAGAGUGAUCCGCUGGCGAGAUGACGCAACUUCGGGAUCAUUUUUCGCUCGAGACAACACUGCCAACUUUCUCUACUGGUGUCGAAAGAUUGGCAUUGAUGAGGCUUAUCUCUUUGAGUCUGAGGAUUUGGUCCUCCACAAGCAGCCGCGGGAGGUGUGCCUGUGCCUGAUGGAGCUGGGACGCAUCGCAGCCAGAUACGGAGUGGAACCACCAGGGCUGGUGAAGCUGGAGAGAGAGAUCGAAAGGGAAGAGGCGGAAUGCUUAUCUCCAUCGUCCCCUCUCGCAUUCUUUCCUCCCGCAUCACUGUAUUCGCCGUCGCAAUCAUCCCUUCCGCCAGACCCCUCUCCCCCUCCCUCGCCUCCCCCUCCCCCCCUCGCUCCGAGCACGGCCUCUGCGUGUCAGCCCCUCGCCGCCUCCCGCGCCUCUGAUCUUCCAUCAGCCACAACAAACCCCGUACCUCCAUGUUUAUCCCCUCCUCAGUCCCUCGCAGCCUCUAACCUCUGCACAACCACCGUCUCCACACAAACACCUUUGUUCUCUCCUUCCUGCACCACCGACACACCUGCCGCAGCUCCUCAGUCUGUAUCCACUCCAAGCCAAACCUCAGUAUCCACAGCCAAAGUCUGCACGGCCGCACCAAUCACCCGCCCCCCCACUGCCUCCCCACCUGCGGCCCCGGCUCCUCGAUCCUCCACAAAAUCCACAAUCCGGAGGACCACGGGCGCCACCAACAUUCUGGAUGAUUUUGUGAGAAACAUUGUUGAAAACCCCUCCUGCAGCUGUCCUGUCAGAUUUGUGGUUGAGAAGCAGCCCAAAGGCUGCUACCGCAUCGGGGAUAAAGUUCUAUAUAUACGUAUGCUGAACGAGCGUCAUGUGAUGGUGCGAGUGGGCGGAGGCUGGGAGACCUUUACAGGUUACCUGCAGAAGCACGACCCCUGCAGAGGAGGAGGAGGAGGAGGAGGAGGAGGAGGAGGAAGGCUGGUGGGCAAAGCUGAGGUCAGGGUCUGUCGGGACAAAGCAAAGAGGCCCAGCUUGAACAUCUCGCCCGACAGUUACAUGGUGGUCGGCGCCCAUUACCGAAGCAAAAAGUAAACCGACUUCAGACGGCAGGAAACACUUGAUCAGACCAAAGUGCACAACGUCAACAACCUGACAUCAGUUCAAAACCUUUUUGCCUUUUAAGGUUGAUACAAACGCUAACCUUUUCCAUAGAUAUGACUGUUAUUUUAUACCUUAUAUCUGUGUGUGCCAAUGGUCUGUAAAUAUUUCAUUUUAUAGUUGUAUAUAUGCAAUGAUUUAUCCAUUAACACAGAGCUGACGGUCGUCAGGGCCCAAAUAAGUCGACUCAGAUGUGCCACAUUCACACGAUGAGAACCUGGAGAGAAAGAAACAGCAGCAGCCCUUGAAAUAAAAGGAAUUGAAUUGGACGGAAUCACAGACAGUUGGCUGAUUCAGUUGUUCCCCAUCUGUGAUCUGAGACCUUUUGGGGCCCAAAGGCCUGCUUCCUCCGAGGCUGACGAAAUCCGAUUCAGAUGCACAGAAUGUUAAGAUGCUUUACCGAAUAUCAAGAUACACUUUUUUGUUUUGUUUUCGUUGGAGUCCACUGGAUUAACAAAUAUCUGGAAACAUUGUUUUUUUUCACCACUGAGUGAUUAUAGAGGUCACUUCUUAUGAUGAAUUGGGAAACAUUUCUAGCUGCUUCAGGAUGGUGAUUUGCUGUUUUUUGCAACCUCACGACUCAUCAGUUUCAACACUGUAUGUCCUUAUUUUCAUGUAAUCAUGCAAGAACGAUAUUAUUUAAAGUGCUAAUGUACUUUCAUAUUAAUAUCGGAGAGAAAAUAUCCACGUCAAUGCAAAUUGUUGUAGAGCACCUAUAGUUCAUUGAUUGUCUAGCUACAGAAAUGAUAAGACCGAGAUUUGGU
This is a messenger RNA of Salarias fasciatus (jewelled blenny), 2408 nucleotides long. Its product is annotated as growth arrest-specific protein 2-like. Gene Ontology annotation, cellular component: actin filament. The coding region runs from base 142 to 1578 and encodes 478 amino acids. NCBI's taxonomy places the organism in Eukaryota, Metazoa, Chordata, Actinopteri, Blenniiformes, Blenniidae. The record is from RefSeq and is a predicted model, not a curated record. Gene Ontology annotation, biological process: actin crosslink formation. Gene Ontology annotation, molecular function: microtubule binding; cytoskeletal adaptor activity; actin filament binding. The transcript has 8 exons.